Penaeus monodon (black tiger shrimp) is the source of this 1134-nucleotide messenger RNA. RefSeq lists its product as uncharacterized. Bases 149 to 994 code for a protein of 281 amino acids. The record is from RefSeq and is a predicted model, not a curated record. NCBI's taxonomy places the organism in Eukaryota, Metazoa, Arthropoda, Malacostraca, Decapoda, Penaeidae. The transcript is spliced from 2 exons.
UCGUGCGCCGUUUAAAGGCAGGAAACACGAGACCGACGUUCAGUGCACCGCCAGCCGCGGCCGAGGAGAAGGGAAGAGAGUGUCGUUGUCCUUUGCUCGCAGUUUAUUUCUUUUCUUGAAGCUGCCUGUUCGUUAUAUACAGGAGACAAUGCCGAAAAAUGCCAAGACCUGGGCGACGAAGAAGGCGAAAAACUUGUCCCCGCUUUCAGCAUCGCCUUGUUAUCAGAGAGCCGAGACCGAAGGCGCCCCAGAGCAGAAGCGGAGUCCAGGAAUCGCGCGUGAUAAGACCCUGCCGUAUGCUCCCUCCCGAAGUCCAUCUCCGAAAGGACUUCUCAGUCCCUUCGAAUCAAAUAUAUUUCCUCAAACACCUUACAAGACCGCCAGAUCGAGCUCAGUUCUCUUUCGAAACUUCACGGAGAAAACCGCGACUCCCAGAAAGGUUUUCCCUCUGAAAUCCGGACUAUUAGCUGAUAACAAACAAUUAGACACACUUCAUUCCGCAAAGUCCAUAGAAGAUUACCUCAUUAAAACUCAGAAGACUGUCGUGCUAAGAGCUACUUCACCAGACUCACAACUGGGCGAAUCGCUUUGCAGUAACUCUCGAACAUCCCGUUCGCUUCGAAGUGAUCGACCACCGAUAACCUUACGGAAUUUACUGUCUGCAGAUCUUUCACCAGGAGGAAUAUCAAAUGAAAGUCUUCGUCUUAAUUUAGCCGAUAUUCCUUCGAAACCCUUACUCCGGAAAGAAUCCACAGUUUCGUUGCCAGAAGCCCAUGUGACCGAAAAUGCUAUUAAGACUUCAUGGAGCACUGUAUCAAAAAGUAGUUCGUGUGACUCCAAAUCGUUGCCAACAACAGCGCCCUCCCGGCCUCCAAACAGUGAGUCAGGAAGGAGGGAGAGAGCGUGUCGUGUGUGUGGAUGGAUUGACUGCCCUCUGGACGACACGCGGGUAUCAACUUUUUUGCACCAGUUGUACCCAAAACUUCAGUUGUGAAGAUCCAGGAUAAAAAAAAAAUGUUCUUAAUUAGCAUGAAAAUCUAAUAUGUAAUGAAUUUUUUUUUACCUCAACUGUAUUAUAUUACUAUUUAUGGACGCAUGUAAGAUAAUAUAUUUUAUACAGUGAUACUAUGUAUU